UCCUAUAGCACAAAACCGUGUGUUGUUUCUUGGUUGGAAACUUAAGAUGACUAAGAAGAAGUUGGAAACUCUCAUGGUGAAAAUGAGAGGCUUAAGCCUUCUUUGUCUUGGAGGAUGCUUUGACAGCUGCUACGAUCACACUCAAACCUAUGGGUUAGGGACAAGGAUUUGGAACUUGAGUGAUGGACCAGUGGAGUUGCAGAUAAGAGUGGGAUCAAUACUUAAGAAGGUUCAUACUUUGAAGCCAGGGUGUUGUAAGAGACUGAAAAGUAAACGCAUUUACAAGGCAUAUAUGCCUGGUAAGAAUGGCAAUGAUUUGAAGAGCUUGCUUUAUUACUAUGAUGAAACCAGUCACCCUUAUGUUUGGAUUCAUGACAAAGGGGGUGAUUCCUUGAGGAUGGUCAAACAACAGUAUAUUAGCCUUGAGGAUUUGAGAGAUUCUUCUGAGAUCAAGAUCUUAAGGGAUCAUCAGAGAGGUUGCAUUUCAGUUCUCAAGACAACUAGGCCAGAUUUCUGCUGAAUUUCAAUGUCAUUUCUUGCUUCAUUAAUCACUACUUUAAUUUGUCAUGGGUAGGAAAUAAAAUUUCAUGUUUGCAUUCUUUGCUGAGUGUUAUCAAUGGCAGAAUGAAGUAGUCCAUGAUCAUGUUUAAGUAUUUGAAAACGUGUUAGAUUUUCUGUAUGCACCUUCGUGAAGAUAUAUUAGAAGUCACUCAUGAGUCUUCAGUAGCUUAGGGUUUUGAAUGCGUUGUUCUUUUACACUUUGUGUUGUAUUUGUUGUAAGUUAUAACUUAUAACACAUGAUUAAUUGAGAGUGGAUAAUAUUGAAUCA
Messenger RNA from Vigna unguiculata (cowpea), 829 nucleotides. Its product is annotated as RING zinc finger protein. NCBI's taxonomy places the organism in Eukaryota, Viridiplantae, Streptophyta, Magnoliopsida, Fabales, Fabaceae. The record is from RefSeq and is a predicted model, not a curated record.